GCACCAGCGGCCCGAAGGCCCUUGUGAGCCGAGCUUGCGCAGCAGCGCGACCCCGGCGCGCACCCCCCGCCCCUGGCCACCGCUCGCCUCCGCGGACACGUACUUCCUGCGAGGCCUCCGUGCGCACCUUGGCCGAGGGGAGCUGAACCGAGCCGAGCCCUGCCCUUCCAAGCUGUUCGCAAUGGUGGACGAGCUGGUGCUGCUGCUGCAUGCGCUCCUGAUGCGACACAGAGCCCUGAGCAUUGAGAACAGCCAGCUCAUGGAACAGCUGCGGCUGCUAGUGUGCGAGAGGGCCAGCCUGCUGCGCCAGGUACGUCCGCCAAGCUGCCCGGUGCCCUUCCCUGAAACGUUUAAUGGCGAGAGCUCCCGGCUCCCCGAGUUUAUUGUGCAGACGGCGUCUUACAUGCUUGUGAAUGAGAACCGAUUCUGCAACGACGCCAUGAAGGUGGCCUUCCUAAUCAGCCUCCUCACCGGGGAAGCCGAGGAGUGGGUGGUGCCCUACAUCGAAAUGGAUAGCCCCAUCCUAGGUGAUUACCGGGCUUUUCUUGAGGAGAUGAAACAGUGUUUUGGAUGGGAUGACGACGAAGACGACUACGACGACGAGGAGGAUGAUUACUAGGCCCGAGCCCUUCGGGUCUUGGUGAGGGGGGCUGCUGCACGUCACCACCUCCUCCCCCCACCCCCACCUCGGCCACUCCAGGAGCUGUCCUGCUCCCCCUUGCCCUCAGGGCCUCUUCCCUACCCCUGCCCUUCUGUUUCCUCCUUUAUCCUGUCGUAGUGCUUGUCUUUGUUCCAGGAAUAGCGCUCCAGUUAACUGCUGCUGGGGCUGGGGCUGGGGCUGGGGCUGGGGCUGAAGCUGAAGCUGGGACCUGGCUCAGAAUCGCACCGUCAUCCACUCUGGCCAGCCCCAGGACCCCUCCCCUGCUAAUCCGAACUGUGUCCUGAGCCCCAGCUGUUCCAGGCCCUUGUUACAAACUGGUCAGACCACCCACAGAACUGCUGCCACCCGCUGACUGCCAGGCCUACAUCUGCCCAGAGACCUAUGCUGCUGCUUCACCACCACUCACCACAUCCCACUGAACAGACCACCACCUUUGGAGAUAAGGACCAACCUAGAAGGUGCCUGCCUGAGUUGGCUAUACCUCUUUGGACAUUGAUAUGGACGGCUCACCAAUUCCUGAAGGGGCCAGUCAUUCAACCUGGUUUUAUACAGCUGUUGUUUUUCUUUCAAAAUUGCAGCAGUCCCACAGAUGUGUGCGUUUGAACAAAUAAUAUUAAAAACAAACAGGCACUCAGUCCAGCUCCUCAAUAUUAUCUGGAAAAAGCAUUGACAU
Molecule: messenger RNA, 1334 nt
Organism: Propithecus coquereli (Coquerel's sifaka)
Lineage: Eukaryota; Metazoa; Chordata; Mammalia; Primates; Indriidae
Gene: LDOC1
Product: leucine zipper, down-regulated in cancer 1
Exons: 2
Coding region: 182-619 (145 amino acids)
Source: RefSeq, a predicted model, not a curated record